This is a messenger RNA of Cottoperca gobio, 10791 nucleotides long. RefSeq lists its product as uncharacterized. NCBI's taxonomy places the organism in Eukaryota, Metazoa, Chordata, Actinopteri, Perciformes, Bovichtidae. The record is from RefSeq and is a predicted model, not a curated record. Gene Ontology annotation, molecular function: protein binding; zinc ion binding.
UGAUUUGUUGGAGUUGUCGCCGCUUGCAGUGGAUAACGCAGCGUCAUCGUCACGUGGUCUCUGCAAAAAGACGACAAAAGAAAGAUGGCUGCCACUGUGCUAGCUACACCUUUACCCCUUCUUGCUUCUACUUUGGGAUUUUGAAGCAAAGCUGCCAUGGCGAAGCAAAGAAGGCAAAAGACUUCAGUGCAAGAUGCCCUGGAGCACAUAGUGGCUUGUAGAGACAAACCCUUUCUGGAGCAAAGGUUUAUUGACUCCUUUAAAGGGAGAGGGGUGUUCACCCACAAAGCCAUUGAACCAUCCAUGUUUGUUGUUGAAUAUCGGGGGAACAUCUUUUCUCACAAAGACACAACGCCUAAGAAGAAAUGUGCCGAUUAUCUGAACAAUUAUUUGUUUGAGUUUUCAUGGAAAGGAGCAGAGUGGUGUGUUGAUGCCUCAAAAGAGGAUGGGACUCUUGGACGGCUCGUGAAUGACGAUCACAUAAGUCCCAACUGUGAAAUAAAGAACAUUGUCUGUGAGGGAAAACCCCACAUGUGCCUGUUUGCAGUGACGGAAAUAUCUCCAGGAGAGGAGAUAACUUACAACUAUGGGGACUCAUCUUACCCGUGGCGCUCAAAGACGUCCUAUGAUGGCUCGAGUACUUCAUACUCAGACUUUUGUGCUACUUCAUCAACACCAAGGAAUGAAAGGCUUGAAGACUCGUCAGCUUCCAUCUUUGAAAAUUCCUGCCCUGAUGAUGAUGACAACAAACUACCUGAUAGUGGACCAAGUCGUGGCAAUGACGAUUUGACCAACCUGAACAGUCAGCUGGAUUUUAUGGACAAGUCACCUUUUGCAGAUCUAGACUCUUCUCAAGAGAUGAUGGGGGCCUUUACGCUACAACCAAACGUUGCUUCAUGCACACAGCAGGAAGACGAGGCUUCAUUCAAGACUUAUGAACUCUGCUGGGAUGGAGACUACGGACCCAGCAAAGCUAUGCCAAACUCCAAGUACCCUUCUUGCACCAUUAAAAAUUAUUGUUAUGUUUGCAGUAAAGGCUAUACUAAAAUUUCUCGUCAUCUCCUAAAGCAUGCUGAUGAAGAGCCUGAUAUUGCUGAAGCUUUGGCAUUACCCAUAACCUCAAAGGAUCGAAAAAGGUUAUUUGAAGAAUUACGUAACAGGGGAAAUUACCAACAUAAUCAAGAGGUGUUGAAGAAAAACUGUGGAGAGUUAAAACUGAAAAGACGACCGACCACCUUGUUGGUCAGUCCUACAACACAUGUGCACUGUCUUCAUUGCAAAGGCAUGUUUUUACGUACGGAGUUGUGGAGGCACAUGGCCAGAUGUCCUUCUAGGACAACGUCAAUCUCUGCAACAGGCGGCAGGACAAAAGUCUUAAGUGAGAUUGUUCUUGCAGAGUCACCAUUCUCCAAAGCACUUCCAUCUGAUGUGUGGAAGAUGCUCACAACUAUGAGACCAGAUGAGAUUGCAUUUAUAAUUGUAAAUGAUUUCCUUCUAAUACAACUGGCAGAGUAUCUGUCCAAGAAGUAUCAAAAUAAUCUAAGAAAAGACGAUUACAUCAGACAGAAGCUGCGAGAAAUGGGAAGACUUUUGUUGGCACUGCAUGAAAAGUCGAUAUUUAGCUUUGAAGAUGCUAUCAAACCCAAAAACUUUUACAAAGUUGUUGAGGUUGUCAAGGACAUCACUGGUUUCGAUGUAAAGAUGCAGAGCUAUAACACACCAAGUCUUGCUUUGAAAUUAGGACAUUUACUGAAAACAAUAUGCACCUCUGUCCUCACGAGAGUUGAUGGCAAUGAGCAGAUGAUGAGAGACACAAAGACUUUCAUGAAACUGUGUGAAAAAGAAUGGUCUGAACUAGUCCCCCAAACAGCCCUCGCUUUGUUGAGUGGACGAAAACUAAACACGUCUCCCAUACCAUUCACACGUGAUGUGCAGAUGUUCUACAGCUACCUAGAAACAACAUCAGCUUCUGCCAUUGAAAGCAUGGAGAAGUAUGAAAGCCCUCAGGUCUACAAUGCUCUUUGUAGAGUGACACUUGCACAAGCAUCAGUCUUAAGCGAAUGUGCACCUGAGAUUUCAAAAAUGACACUGAAGACAUUCCAGGAGAGGGACGACUCUGCCCAAGUGUUGUCCAAGCACUUCAUCAGGAUGAAUACUCUGAGCAGAUCUAGCCAAAACGUUGCUGUCUUGUUGACCUCUGAACUUGUUAGUGCAAUAACUGUGCUUGUGAGCAAGAGAAAAUCAUGUGACAUACACAAAGACAAUCCUUUCUUGUUUGCAAAGCCUAAUUCUUCUCCUACAAGCCACUACCAAGGAAAGAGCUGUGUCAGGGCUUUUUCAAGUCUGUGUGGUGCAAAGAACCCAGAGCAUCUCAUGUCAGUGCAUCGUCACAAACAUCUUGCACGAGUCUUCCAGAUUCUCAACCUGGAGAGCGACGAGCUUGAGCACCUCGCUAAACUGUUGGGCCAUGACAUCCGAUCUGACAGGGACUAUUAUCGGCUGCCAGAGGCAGCUGUGGAACUUGCAAAAAUAGCCAAACUUCUUCUGGCAAUGGAAAAGGGUUCUCUUGGAAGAUUCAAAGGAAACUCUCUGGAUGAAAUUGAGAUUGAGGAUGAAUUGGAGCAGAAUGACCCUGAAAGUGAUGCUGCUGAAGAGGACAAAGAGGAAUCAGAUGUGAUCCUUCAGCAGAGGGAUGAUGUGGAACAACAAGAUGGGCAACUGACAGCUGAGCAAGAUGCCCUGGAGCACAUAAAGACUUGCAGAGAUAAACUCUUCCUGGAUGAAAGGUUUAUUGACCACUUUAAAGGGAGGUGUGUGUUUACUCAUGAAUCCAUUGAACCAUCCACAUUCGUUGUUGAGUAUCGGGGAAACAUCUUCUCUCGCAAAGUAACCAGGACAGAAAGGUCUGGUCAAACUUUGAACAAUUAUUUGUUUGACUUCUCAUGGAAUGGAACAAACUGGCGCAUUGAUGCCUCAAAAGAGGAUGGGACCCUCGGGAGACUCGUGAAUGACAAUCACAUAAGUCCCAACUGUGAAAUAAGGACAAUUGUCUGUGAGGGAAAACCCCACAUGUGCCUGUUUGCAGUGACGGAAAUAUCUCCAGGAGAGGAGAUAACUUACAACUAUGGGGACUCAUCUUACCCGUGGCGCUCAAAGGCAUCCGGUGAAGAACAGAGUACAUCACAAACGGAUCUAAAUGCUGCUGCGUCUUCAUCAGAGGAUGCUGAGGACUCAGAUGGACCCUCCACUUCUGCAGCAUCCUGCUGUGAUGAAGACUAUGUGCCUUCUUCCAGCAACAACAGCCAGCAGGGUCAGAAUUUCCCAGAGUCAGAGCAGGAGGAUGAGACUGAUUACAGCACUGAUGAUUUCACCUCUGAUGAAGAGCCCAACAGAAAUUAUUGUUACGUUUGCGGGAAAGCUCAGACUAAAAUUACUCGCCACCUUUUUACCCAUAGAAAGGAAGAGCCUGACAUAGCUAAAGUGUUUAGACUACGCCUACACUCUAAUGAACGAAAAGUGCUACUGGAAAAGUUACGAAGCAGAGGAAAUAACAAACAUAAUCAAGAGGUUUUAAAGACUCGCCCUGGAGAACUGAAAGUGAAAAGAAAACCAAAAGUGCCCACCACUGCUCAAACAUUUGCAUCCUGUCUGUAUUGUAAAAACAUGUACAUUCGUAAGAUCAUGUGGCGACAUGUGCAAAAUUGUUCUGCAAAGAAGUUCUCAGAACCUCAACCACGUAGAAAAAAUAGAAUGUUAACUGUGGUUGCUGCUGCAGAGUCAACAAGCACCCAACACGUCUCAUCAGAUGUGAGGAAGAUGUUAAACACACUGAAGAAUGAUAAGAUUUCAUCUGAAGUCUGGAAUGAUUCCUUUAUACUGCAGCUGGCACAGAGUUUCUACUCUAAGAAGAAAAGGAAAACAAAACAAUUGGAUUAUGUCAAACUGAGGCUGAGGCAAAUGGGACGACUCCUGCUAACAUUAAAGACAAAGUCGAUUUGUAGCUUUAAAGAAGCUAUCAAACCCCAAAACUUCAGCAAAGUUGUUGAAGCUGUGAGAAAGCUCAGUGGCUUCAAUGAAGAGACAAAGUCCUGUGAUACACCAAGUCUUAUGAAGAAUUUGGGAAAGUCGCUGAAGAGAAUUGGUGACAUUAACUUUGCCAGAGCUUGGACAGAUGAUGCUGAUAGAGAGACGAUCCAGGAUGCAAAGACAUUCAUGCACUUGUGUGACAAAGAAUGGGGCUUUGUCACUUUAAAAAAAACAAAAGUAAACAACACGACAACCAUACCGUUCAUACAUGACGUGCAGCUUUUCUAUCGGUGCAUGGAGAAGACCGCAGCUUCUGCAGUAAAAAGUCUAACAAUGUACCAAAGCUCUCCGGUUUACACUGCGCUUCUUACAGUGACAGUUGCACAAAUGUCAGUCUUAAACAAAAAUAUGGCUGAAGUUUCAAAAGUGACGCUCAAGUCAUUCAAGGAACGGGACGAGACCGAGCUCCAUGAAGGCGCUGCUGUUGGCCAGUCACAGUUUGAACAAAUUAUGUCCAAGCACACUGUGAAGAUCAACGUUAUGAGCAAAAGGGGCCAAAAGGUUGCUGUUACAUUGACCCCUAAAGUGCUCACAGCAUUAACACUGCUUGUGUACAAGAGAGAAGCAUGUGGUGUACAUGUAAACAAUCCCUUCUUAUUUGCAAGAUCUGAUGCAAGCCGUACAGGCUUCCACCGGGGACACCGGUGCGUCACCACUUUCGUAGCUCGUAGUGGUGUAAAGAACACGGCGAACUUCCGGUUUGUGUUUUUUCAUAAACUCAUUGCAACAGUUUUCCAGAUUGUCAGCCUCACGAAUGACGAGCUUGAUCAGCUAGCCAAACUGUUGGGCCGUGACAUUCAGACCAACAGAGAGUAUUAUCAGACGCCAGAGGCAGCUGUUGACAUUGUAAAGAUCUCAGAGCUACUAUCAGCAAUGGAGAAUGGAUCUCUUGAAAGAUUUGAAGGGAAAUCUCUCGAGGAAAUUGAGAUUCCAGAUGAAUUGGUGAUGGAUGUGGAUCAGGACAACCCCAAAAGCAUUGAUGCUGAGGAGGACAAUGAAUCAGAAAGUUCUCUUCUGCUGAGUGGUUUUCCAUUCACAAAAGGCUCUUUUUCAGGAACCAAAAAACCUCGCAGAGUUCCUUUCUCGAGGAAAUGUAGCCGAGGUCGGAGAAAGAGGUACGAGAGUGAAAAUGAGUCCUCUGAGCCGAAUGAUGAGGUGAACACAGAGAAGAUGCCUGUGAGCAACACACCUGAGAAAACAAGCAAUGAGGACGCCACAAACAUUUCUUUCAGUGAUGGUGAUGACGACAUGAAUGUCGACUUUGACACCGAUGAGGACAUUGUCAGAAAUGAGGAAGAUGAUGAAGUUGGUGACACAACGCCUUUGAUACCACAUGUGACACAGCAGGACAAUGACAGCACUAAGAAGAACGACCGCUCACUUAACAAGGUCACCACUGUUGCAGACCUUGAAGAGACCAUGGACAUCGAUACAAUGAGCAAUGUGGAUGUGGAUAGCAAGAGUUCCUCUGACUUCUUAAAUACAGAAAAGAAGAACAGAUUUUUAGCUGCACUCGCUGGAAUGAAAGAAUUGAAGAUAAUAAUCCCAAAACUGGACAUUGAGAAGUUUCAGGUUUCAGUCCACAUUUCCCAGUUACCAUCUGAGUGUAACUUUGUCAACUCGCAAGUGAAAGCUCCGUCCAUCCAUGAGGACAACAACCCGUGUCAAACAUCCUCUACAUCCACAGACGUCAAAGGCGACCCAAGCUAUACAAAGGCGACACAAAUGAACUGCUCCCACUGCAAGAAGAUCAUGAUGAAGGGCCAUACAGCUUACCAGAAGAAGGGAUUCACAGACAUCUUCUGCUCCAAAAACUGCCUUUUCGAAUUGUUUCCUAUCAACAAACCAGUCACCAAGACGUGUCACUACUGCCUAAAGUUGAUAUCGCAGCCUUUGGACCUCAUCAUGGCUGCAGUGGACAUUAAAGGAACCAUGAAGGACUUCUGCAGUCCGGCAUGCCUUGUUUCUUUUAAGUCCAACACUGUGUCCAACCAAACACCACAGCAGCUCUGCAGCAUGUGCAAAGAAUCCUGCCCUACCACAUGCGAGUUGACCCUGAACAAGGCUGUCUACACGUUCUGCAGCGACUCCUGCUUGGAAGAUUUCCUCAGGGACAGCAAGGCCGUCUGUGAGAACUGCAGCUGCACCUCGCGCAACAAACCGCUGAAGCUGCAGGUGGAGGAAGGGACCAAAACCAUCUGCAGUCAGACAUGUCUGGAACAGUUUAAAGAGAAAAUUCAGAAGCCCCACCAAUGCACCAUGUGCCACGCUUCUCGACUGACGUCCGACAUGUUUGAUUACAAAAGCAACGAGAACGUGGUGGAGCUCUUCUGUACCCGCACCUGUGUGAAGUCAUACAAUCUACGGGCCGCAAUUGUACUCAAGCGUCAAGGAAAGAAAAGCUCAGGUGGGUUGAAGAAGACUAAUAGUGACAAGCUAUCGGAACAAAUACUGAACGAUGUACACACCAGCACAAACUCCACUGUGAGCGAAAACGAUGCAUCUGCAGCUGAGUCGGAAGCCACAACGGCACUCAUCAUUGCAAUGUCAUGCACUGCCUGUUGCAAUUGUGAAAAGACACUGCAGAAAGGAGAGACGCUUUACCAGCCAAAGGGUUCAAAGGAGGUUUUUUGCUCAGCCGACUGCCUCUUUGAAAGGCAUCCACACAUCAAACUAGUCACCAAAAAGUGCUACAAUUGCUUCCAGGUGAUAAUGCGGCCUCACAACAUGAUCUUGGCUCCGGUGGAUGAUUUGGGAACUAUGAAGGAAUUGUGCAGCGACACCUGCCUCACUUCUGUCAACUCCAAGAGGAUCGCGGCGGCAUCCAAAGCUGCACCUCUGACAGGACCGAGGUUUGAGUGCAGGAUGUGCGCCAAAUUUAGCAAUUGCAAAUUCAAGAUGACCCUGGAUGGCGGGAACUAUAGAUUUUGUGGCGACGCCUGCUUCCUCAACUACCACAGAAUCAACAACUUGCCGGUGUCCACUUGUGACGUCUGCGGCUCCGUCAGCCUCAACAAACGGUUCAUGGUGAAGGCAGAGGACGGCAGUAAAACCAUCUGCAGUGAAGAAUGCCUGGUCAAGUUCAAAGAGAAAAUUGAGACACCUCAGCUGUGCCCCAUGUGCCAGACGCCCCAUCAGUUGUCAGACAUGGUUGAAAAUAUAAACAAUGAGGGCAGUUUGGACUUCUUCUGUAGCAACAGAUGUAUGAUGGUACACAAGGCUCAGUCUUCCAUCGUGUCAGGAAGGAACAGCCCGUCAACUGAAGAGAAUGACAUUAAAGAAGUGAAGCCAUCGCUAUCAAAUUUGGACUUUAUAAAAAAAGAGCCCGUUGAUGAGGAGUACAUCCGGAAUUUCCCAUCCUCCAUUUCUACAGAACACAUCAAGGAUGAGCCUAAGGCAGGAGAUGAUGUGGCUAAGGGGGACUUGAAGAUCGAUUCAGUUUUCUCCUUGACGGGAGACUCGUCUUCGACCACAUCUACAGCGCUCGCUCUCGCCCACAUGGAUUUGACUGCGUCUUGCUCCAACUGCAAACAUGUCCUGAUGGACAGAGAGACUGUUUACCAGAGGAAAGGCUACGCUGACAUCUUCUGCUCCACUCCCUGCCUUUUGAAAUGUUACCAAAUGAAACCAGUCAAGAAUACCUGCCACUUCUGUCUUCAGGGGAUAACGCAGCCUCAGGACGUCCUCCAGGCUCCGGUGGAUGAUGAGGGAACAAUGAAGGAUUUCUGCAGCCAGGCCUGCCUGUCCUCCUUCAACUACAAAAAAAUCACGUUGACCAAAGUUCCCCUGGUGCCGGUCGGGUCUCAGUCACAAUGCAGCAUGUGCAGCAGAUACUGCAUCAGCAAACAUGAGAUCAUUCACCAGGAUGUUGUCCACAAGGUCUGCAGCAAUCCCUGUUUUCUCCGCUUCUGCAACAUGAUCAACUUGUCCAUCUGUGAGAACUGUCACACCCGCUGCGACACAUCGCUCAUGCUCAAGAUGGACGACGACAGCAUAAAACUCUGCAAUGCAGAGUGUCUCGCCCAAUUCAAACGGAAAAUCAAAAUGCCGCAGCUGUGCACCAUGUGCCGCUCCUCCCAUUUAAUGUCCGAUAUGUUAGAAAACAAAAACAGCGAGGACCUGGUGGAGCUCUUCUGCACCAGCAGUUGUGUGAUGGCAUCCAAGAUCCAGGCUGUCAGUGCAGCAGGUACUCCAUUGAAUUGUGACCACUGUGGGAAGACUACAUUACCAGCCUGUCACCUCGCCAUGGCAGAUGCCUCCAUCAGAAACUUUUGCACUCUAACCUGUGCCAUGUGUUUUAAGAUGUCCCAGAAAGACAUGAAUGCUGCCACCACCUCAACAGGAGCCGCUGACCCAUGUGACUUCCUCAAACCACCAGAGAAACUGCCAUGCGCCCAUUGUCGGCGCAUCAUUAAAACUACACCAAAAGUCAUCCAGAAAAAGGGCAAAAUUAAUUUUGUGUGUAGCAUGGCUUGUUCUCAAGAGUUUAAGAUUGUCAACAACAUCAUGGGCAAGUGUGAAUACUGUAAGGUAGAAAGGAUCAUCAGACACGUCAACAAGGUCGACGGCAAAGACUGCUACUUCUGCAGCGACGGCUGCAAGAUGGUUUUUCAACACGAUCUGGGAAAGAAGUGGGGCGAACACUGUCGCUUGUGUGCUUACUGCUUCUCCAUCUCUAAGACGGUGGUGACAGCAAAGUAUGAAGGCACUGACAAGGAGUUCUGCUCUGAAGACUGCAGCUCAAGCUACAAUAUGCUCCACUGUUGUGUUGCCAAGUGUGACACCUGUGGUCUCAUGGGUAAACUGAGGCAGAGUCUCCCCAUGCUGGGAGAAGUCAAACACUUCUGUGACCUGAGAUGUCUGCUACAUUUCUGCAAUAAAAAGGUCAAGAUAGUCAGCAUGGUCUCUUCAGACACAGUGGAGUCCUCCCCCAUCAUCGCUAACCUUAUCUCGCUAGCUAGCACUCUGGCUAGGCAGCCCAGUGUCUCUGAAAGCUCUACACAGCAUGUGUCUGUCCCUGAUAUUCAAACAAAGGUUGUUGGACAUGCCAGUAGUCAAACAGUCCCCAAGGAGCUGAAGAACAAGUCCAUGCUCUGCACACCGCUGGUCCACAACAAAGGAGUCUCCUGUACGACACAGACUGUCGACACAGAGGCGCAGACGGACAACUUUGUACCCAAAGUCAUAGUCCUGCCCGUCCCAGUGCCGAUAUACGUUCCUCUGCCUAUGAACAUGUACAGCCAGUACACACCGCAGCCUGUGUGCCUGCCCAUACCGCUGCCCGUGCCCGUGUUUCUUCCCAACCCAACCGUGAUAUCCAUGAAGGAGAGGAUCCAGCCCGACCUGCUGGAGGGAGAGCUCCACUUCAAGUCUGAGAUGGAACACACCAGAAACUGUAGCGUUAUCUUGGAUUCAGAUCAUCAGGCCACUUUCAACAAGCAGGAGGACUCCUCAGUCCUCAGUCGACCACACACCCACGAACACCCCCCUCUGGUUUUAGAGGUGGGCAUGGCCGAUGAGCCUCAACUUGAGCUCCCACCUGCUUCUCCUUCUCCUCCCCUGGAGAUGAGAGGGGAUCCCCAGAGCUCACUGAGCCCUGCAACGGCCCCUCCGCUAUCACAACAACCUGUAGGGAAAGUCCACAACAAGAACAAGGGUCGUAAACUGCGACAGUCGUCCAAAGCAGCUAAAGUGGAGGCUUCUCAAAGAGAAACGGUCGUGUUGAGGAAGCACAAACUGAAAACUCAACGUGGAAUUGACGCCUGGAAGAGAUGGAUCCAGUGGAGGGAAUCACAAACCAACCUGGACCUCGCUUCUUCUUGUUCUGUGACGUUAAACAAAGAUGUUCUUCGCUGCUCCGCGACCGAGCUGAGCGGAGGCCUCUGUUGUUUCAUCACUGAGGUGAAGCGACCUGAUGGAGCGCCGUACCCCCCCGACGGCCUGUUCUACCUGUGUCUCAGCAUUCAACAGUUCCUGUUUGUGAACGGUCGUAUGGAGAACAUAUUCAGUGAUCUGAUCUACAACAAGUUUGCCACAAAGUUCACCAAGAUCCUGAAAAGUUUCAAACCCUCAGUCGCAGCCAGCGGUUAUAUCCACUCCCGUGUGAAGGAGGAGUUUCUGUGGGACUGUAAACAGUUGGGGGCGUACUCCCCCAUCGUCCUCCUCAACACUCUGCUCUUCUUCUGCUGCAAGUACUUUGGCUUCACCACGGUGGAGCAGCACCGCCAGCUGUCCUUCGCUCACGUCAUGCGCUGCACCAAAACCAACCAGAACAACACCAAGACCACCUUCCUGCGCUUCUACCCCCCAAUAUCCAUAAACGAGGCAGAGCCAGACGGCGUCCCGGCUAAGAAACGCAAGAAACCGAGUAAAGACGACAUCGUGGAGAUGAUGGAGAACACAGAGAACCCCCUCCGCUGUCCCGUCAGACUCUACGAGUUCUACCUCUCCAAGUGCUCAGAGUCGGUGAGGCAGCGCAGCACAGCGUUCUACCUUCACCCAGAGGGCUGUUGUGUUCCCAACAGCCCUCUGUGGUUCUCCUCCACGCCCCUGGACGACAGCACCAUGGAGGCCAUGCUCGUACGAAUACUCACCGUUCGAGAGCUGCAGGGGUGAGAUGAAUGAGGUACGGACCAGCAGAAGUCAGGUGACACGCCGCUUAUAUCGAACGAGGAGGAUUCAGAAUGAUGGAGGGCAGUUGGAGCA